UGUGCUGAGAGUGUCUGAUGGCUCAGCGAAUGGUGUUUUGCAUUCUGAAUCAGCCGUCAUCAGCGCUCCAUGCCGUCGUUUCAUCAAUAAUGAAAUCUCAGCUGCCUGGCCCACUGGUGACCGGUUCAUUUGACUGCCCUCAUCAUCAUCACUUCUUAACACGGCCUCUUGGAACAUCUAUGUGUGAGCAGAAUGAUUUACCUUCCAAAAUCAGUGCCGGGAACUCUGUGCCUGUAUAUUUCAAAGAGUGCUGUAUCAUCUGAUCCAUUUCAUCCAUUUCAACAAACAAAAAGGAGGCCCCUGUCUGCGCCUGGACUUCUUUGAUGAGACGCUGUUGUGUCUGGCUUAUGAGGAUCAGAAAGCAGCCCAGAGCCUCUGCCAGGCAAACGUCUGCGUGCCGUGUGAAACCGGAAUUGCUCAUUUGGAGAACAGAGAGGCCGACUCGUUCACACACGCAUACUGAGAUAGAUGCAGCGUACCCAGGCAUGUGUCGUGCCUUUAUGAGCAAGAAACUGAAAGAAGAGAAGAGCCUCCACAUUAUUUAUCUUUAUUUUAUUGGGUCAGCAGAGACGGCUAAGACGGAUGGAGAGGUAGAAAGAGAGCAGGAGGGAAAGAAGAGCGCACACAUGUGCGGGGAGAAGGCUGAGCGUUCACUCAUGACUCAUGAGUAGCAGCAUCACACCCACCCCUUCCCUCUCCGGAGAACCACGCGUCGUCUUCACAAGGAAAACAGAGGAAGGGAGCAAAGAGAGUUGGCCCGCACGACUCGGGUGAUGUCACGAGCAUGUGACCCUGCUUCUCCAGUGACAGUGUUCUGAGGGAAUGAAAAAAGAUUUUUUAAAGGCUCGUGCCUCUUUGGGUUUGUGUGAAGGCUCCGCUCACAUCCCGAGCAACCACAGAACCGCAGAAAAGUUCGUCUCUGGAUUUUUGCAUGGGGCGUAAAUGGUUAAUUGUCACCGGUCAACUUCAGGUUUGAGGACCGCACCAACCAAGGCGUCAAGGGUCACCCAAAAAACCACAGAGAAGCGAAAUUUGGGACCGACGGUGGCGACCAUGGCAUCCAACAGCCUCUUUAGUUCUAUGACCCCGUGUCAGCAGAACUUCUUCUGGGAUCCCAGCGUCGGCCGGAGGUUCAGUCCGCCGGUGUCGGUGAAGAUGAAUGAUGUGAACACGAGCGCAGGACAGCAGCAGCAGCAGCAUCAGGACAGCGCGGUGGUGCCGAGACUCCGCGCGCAAGAGAACCGCUCCAUGGCCGAGAUCAUCGCCGACCACCCCGCUGAACUGGUCCGGACCGACAGUCCAAACUUUCUCUGCUCGGUCUUGCCUUCUCAUUGGAGGUGUAAUAAAACCCUACCGGUUGCGUUUAAGGUGGUGGCCCUGGGAGAGGUGGCUGAUGGGACGGUGGUCACAGUGAUGGCUGGGAAUGAUGAGAAUUAUUCAGCUGAGCUCAGGAAUGCCUCAGGAGUUAUGAAAAACCAGGUGGCCCGCUUUAACGACCUCCGCUUUGUGGGCCGAAGCGGAAGAGGGAAGAGCUUCACCCUGACGAUUACAGUAUUCACAAACCCACCGCAAGUGGCCACUUACCACAGAGCCAUUAAGGUCACGGUGGACGGACCGCGGGAGCCCAGGAGGCGCUAUCAGAGUUCCCCUGAAACCCUCCACCUCCCCCAGCUCCACCUGCCUAGAUCUGCUAUGGAUUUAUGGCACAGGCCGAAACUGGAUGACUCUCCGAAGGCCGGACUGUUUUCAGACCGUCUCAGUGAACUCGAGCGUAUCCGGCAGACCACCAUGAGGGUUACCGUGCCAACACAAACACCACGGCCCUCGCUUAGCAGCCCCAACUCCUUCACACCUCAGGGCCAGACGCAGAUCACAGAUCCACGCCAGGCUCAAUCUUCCCCACCUUGGUCAUACGACCAGACAUACCCGUCGUACCUGAGUCCCAUGGCCUCCCCGUCUGUGCACUCCACCACUCCGCUGUCGUCCAGCCGGGCCACAGGGCUGCCCUCCAUCAGCGAUGUGCCCAGACGCCUUCCAGGUUCGACAGAUUUGAGUCCUUUUCCUGGCCAGUUUGAACGUCAGUUUCCCGGUUUCUCCUCGCUCACCGAGAGCCGGUUCUCCAGUCCCAGAAUGCACUACCCGACGACCUUCACGUACACGCCCACCCCGGUCACCACGGGAAUGUCUCUCGGGAGCGCUCAUUACCACACUUACCUUCCGCCACCGUACCCCGGCUCCACGCAGAGCCAAAGCGGACCCUUCCAGAGCAGCAGCACUCCGUAUCUCUACUACGGGGCCUCCUCUGGCUCCUACCAGUUCUCCAUGGUUCCAGGAGGGGACCGAUCGCCCACCCGCAUGAUGCCGCCUUGUACUAGCGCAUCCACGGGAACCAGCCUGGUCAAUCCCAACCUCCCGGUCCAGGCUGAUGGAGGCGGGGGGGUGGAGGGGGACGGUAGUCAUAGCAACUCCCCCACUAUGCUCAAUCCUGCUGGUAGAAUGGACGAAGGCGUGUGGCGGCCAUAUUGACCGUAUGACAACGACGUGAGCGUCAAGCGGUUUUAAAGCACAAACCUUACUAGGAUCUCGCUGAGCUACUUUCCCUGGCUGACACGAGUAUUUAUGAGCCUGUUGAAAGGGAAGUAUUUUUUUACACUACAUUGAACUUUGUUGUUGUAAUACAUUGUUCUGGACUUUUUGACCUCUGGGAAAUCAUUGUCAUAGGCAGGAGGAUUUCGAAUUGAAGGAAUAGAGAUGGGCCGAGUAUUUCAUUAGCGUCAUGUUAUUACUUACUUGUCUUGGCAUGUUUUUAAUAUAUCAUUUUAAAGCACUGAACAACAUCUGUCUGACAGUUUGUGAUCAAAAUCUCUUUGUUGUGCUUUUUUAACUUAAGUUAUACGUAUUUGAUAAAAAAGGAUUUAAAGUAACUUAUGAAGCCAUAGAUGAAUUAAUGUAUUUGGAACAUAGGGGGAAUAUUUUUGUAAAGCAUCUAUGUUUAAUUAAUGCAACUAAUUUAGGGUAAUUUAAAUUCAUGUGCCUUAAUGGAUCACACAGAGUUGUAUGUUUAAGUCUAAUGCGUUUAAAACGAAAUGGGGUCUCUGUGUUUAAGUACACUACAUUUUGUAUUGCUUGGUACCAAAUGAUCUUUCGCUGUUCGAAAGCUAUUAACCAAAGAAACAGCCAUGGAUGCUCAAAAGUGUUUGCCAAUGUGCUAGAUCAAGCUUUCUUUCAGUAACGUGCAUGUGCUGGGAUAAUUUAUUUAGCUUUUAUGUUGCUUCGUCAAGGGAAUAUUGAAGGUUAUAUUCUUUUCCCGAUAACUGGAGUGGUUCAUAUGCCCGAAAAAGAUGGGUAGUACACUUAUGGCACUAUAUUACCCAUUGCAAAUGCAGCUAGAUAUUUUUUUUUUUUUUUCAUUAUUAUUAUUUGCUAUGAAUUUGCUAAAUUUACACUACCAUUCAAAGCUUGGGUUCAGUAAGUUUUUUCUAAGAUAUUAAUACUUUUAUUCAGCAAGGAGGCAUUCAAUUGAUCAAAAAUGACGGUAAAGACUAUUAAUAAUGGUGCAAAAGAUUUCGAAUUCAAACAAAUGCUGUUCUUUUCUUUGAAAAAAAAAUCUGGUUAAUGAAAUGAAUCAUGGUUUCCACAAAAAAAAAAAAUAUUAAGCAGUUUUCAACAUUGAUAUUCAUAAGAACUCUUUCUUGAGUAGCAAAUCAGCACAUUAUAACAAAGACUUUAGGGCCUGGUUUCACAGACAGGGUUUAGAUUAAACCAGGAUUAGGUCUUAGUUCAAUCAGCUUUUUAUGAACGUGCCUUAAAAAAACAUUAUUGGUGUGCAUUUUAAGACAAAACAAUGGUACUUACAUAUUUUAAGAUAUGUCAGUGCAAGUUGCUUUCAGUUAAAACAGCUCAAAUGUGAUUUUUAGUCUGAGACUAGACUUAAGCCUUGUCUGUGGAACCGGGUGUAAAUAUAAAAAGAAGGUGCACUCAUGGUACUAUGGGAGAAAGUGCAAAGCACAAUACACUGUAAAAAAAUAUUGUUUGUUUAACUUAAAAAAUUAAGUAACCUCAAAAUAAUAAG
Pimephales promelas (fathead minnow) is the source of this 4072-nucleotide messenger RNA. Lineage: Eukaryota; Metazoa; Chordata; Actinopteri; Cypriniformes; Leuciscidae. The record is from RefSeq and is a predicted model, not a curated record.